AUGGCAGAAUACCCGGAUAAACUAUAUGUAUAUGAAUCAUAUCCAAAUAAAUCAUAUCAAGAUGAAUCAUAUCCAGAUGAUUUAUAUCAGGAUGAAUCAUAUCCAAGCAAAUCAUCCCAAGAAGAGUUAGACAAAGGCGAAUCAUCUCAAGGAAAAUCAUACCCAGAUGAGUCACUAUCACAAAUAGAACCUGUAGAAUGCGAUGAAACUCCUGUAAAUACCAAGUAA
Messenger RNA from Dentiscutata erythropus, 228 nucleotides. NCBI's taxonomy places the organism in Eukaryota, Fungi, Glomeromycota, Glomeromycetes, Diversisporales, Gigasporaceae. The record is from the annotation of a GenBank genome assembly.